AUGGCUCGGCGGAUGGCUGAGGAUUUGCAAACCAUCGCUUUCACGCUCGCAACCGGAGAGAGGACGUUGCGGGAAACUCGCCUGAGAAAUUGGACCAACGGGAUUGUGCGCGAGGUGGCUGGGAUCCGUUACGAACGCUACCUCCAGGUAUAUCGUGAACGCCGAGACCGUGUGGUUUCCGCUUAUUUCUCAAAAUUAUUGUCUUGGCAAGCGCCUCCGGAAGAUGAAGCUCACUUCCCAGUGGGUGAAGACUACGAGUCCGCUCAACGGCCAAGCUUCCGUCGGUGGGUGAGGGUGGAGGAACAGCUCGUCUGUCAUUUGGUAGACCUGCUCAUCGACCAGCAUGUUGCCGACAGUCGUCAGAUGGGAAGUCCUCUGACGCGAGAAGAUGUUAUCUGCAGUCUACGUCGGGAGGAGCGGUUCCGUUUUUCAGCCUCGGAAGAAACCUUCAACCGGCUGUACGAUAGGUCUGUACGGGAGACAGCAGCCCGGGUGGCAACUGAAGAGGCAUAUGAGUACUCGUGGAAGGCGAGUUGUAACGCAAUCACGCUGGUAAGCGACGUGGCUGCAGCAAUUGACGAACCGCUUCUUGUGCCGCCUUCGCCGAGUGUCCCAACCCAGUGGGCGCGUUUCACCGCACGGCCUUUAGACCCAGAGGACUUGAUCCCUUCAGCGCCAUUUGACGUCGUGCACAUUUCUCGAGCCCGAGAAAGGAUGCGGACAGUCUUACGUCGUGGGGCCCUGGGUCGUGAAGUCCGUGCGGCAAGGUUGGAGGAACUGGAAGUUCUUCAACUUUUGUCAAGCCUGGAAGCCGUUGUCUGUAGGUGGAUUUCAUUUUCCUUGCGGGAAGAUCUUUAA
Molecule: messenger RNA, 858 nt
Organism: Gregarina niphandrodes
Lineage: Eukaryota; Apicomplexa; Conoidasida; Eugregarinorida; Gregarinidae
Exons: 1
Coding region: 1-858 (285 amino acids)
Source: RefSeq, a predicted model, not a curated record